GUCAUCCAUCACAUUUAUACCUCUCCCAACCUCAGAAUUUCCAAUUGAAUUCCAAUUGCCAAUUAGACCUCAAUUGGAGCCAUUGAAUCUCAUCAUGGAAGGUAUUAAACAGACAUUCGCACAAUGUGCGAAGGAGAAACGGCCAUGUUUCGUUACCUACGUAACCGCCGGCUACCCCACCAUCGACGACUCCAUCUCCAUUCUCCUAGGGAUGGAAGCCGGUGGCGCCGAUAUCAUCGAGCUAGGCAUGCCGUUCACGGACCCCAUUGCGGACGGACCGACGGUUCAGAAGUCGAAUACGCAAGCGCUGGAGAACAGGGUCAACACCACGACGUGUUUGGACAUCGUCCGCGGCGCGCGGAAACAGGGGUUGAAGGCCCCGGUGUUGCUCAUGGGAUACUAUAAUCCGCUGCUGGCUUACGGAGAGGAUCGGAUGAUGACGGAUGCAAAAGCGGCGGGUGUCAAUGGGUUUAUUAUCGUGGAUUUACCCCCAGAGGAAGCGGUGCGGUUUAGGAACUAUUGUACGAAGGCUGGCCUUUCCUACGUCCCGCUGAUCGCCCCCGCCACCUCUGAAUCCCGAAUGAAGCUUCUCUGCAAAAUUGCCGAUUCCUUCAUCUACGUCGUCUCCCGAAUGGGCGUCACCGGCGUCACCGGCUCCCUCAACAAGGGCCUCCCCGACCUGCUCGAGCGGGUCCACACCUACUCCGGCAACGUCCCCGCCGCGGUGGGCUUCGGCGUCAGCACGCGCGAACAAUUCGUCGAAGUUGGCUCGAUCGCAGAAGGUGUCGUCAUCGGCAGUCAGAUGAUCACGACCAUCGCGAAUGCCCCGGCCGGCGAGCACGCGAAAGCGGUGGAGGAGUAUUGCUCCAGCAUCACGAAUCGCAAGGUAACUAUGACGACCGAUAGCGACUUGACCCGCGAAGUUGCCAUGGGCGAAGCGGUCGCCGACGCACAGGUGUCGUCGGCCCCCCAGGUCGACAAGGUCAUCACCGAGCAGGAUAACAACGGGAAACCCGGCCCGGUCGAUGAGCUAGAAGCGCUCAACGACCCGAACGUCACGCACGCCGGCGCGCUGCCUCCACGCUUCGGCGAAUUCGGCGGGCAAUACGUCCCGGAAUCCCUCAUGGACUGCCUCAGCGAGCUCGAAGCCGGCUUCAACGCCUGCCUCCACGACCCGACCUUCUGGGACGAAUACCGCUCCUACUACCCCUACAUGUCGCGGCCGUCCCAAUUCCAUCUCGCCGACCGCCUCACCGAACACGCCGGCGGCGCGAACCUCUGGCUCAAACGCGAGGACCUCAACCACACGGGCUCGCACAAGAUCAACAACGCGCUCGGGCAGAUCCUUGUGGCGCGGCGGCUCGGGAAGACGGAGAUCAUCGCCGAGACCGGCGCGGGGCAGCACGGCGUGGCCACGGCCACGGUGUGCGCCAAAUUCGGGAUGAAGUGCACGGUGUUCAUGGGCGCCGAGGACGUGCGGCGGCAGGCGCUGAAUGUGUUCCGGAUCAAGCUGCUGGGUGCCAGCGUGGUGGCGGUAGAGGCUGGGUCGCGCACGCUGCGGGACGCGGUCAACGAGGCGUUGCGGGCGUGGGUGGUCAAGCUGGGCACCACGCAUUACAUCAUCGGCAGCGCGAUCGGCCCGCAUCCGUUCCCGACGAUCGUGCGCACGUUCCAGAGCGUCAUUGGCACGGAGACGAAGCAGCAGUUGAUGGCGUUGAAGGGAAAGUUGCCGGAUGCGGUGGUGGCCUGCGUGGGGGGCGGAAGCAAUGCGGUGGGGAUGUUCUAUCCGUUCUCGAAGGAUGAGAGCGUGAAGAUGUUGGGGGUGGAGGCGGGUGGCGAUGGGACGGAUACGGCGCGGCAUGCGGCGACGUUGGUGGGCGGGUCGAAGGGGGUGUUGCAUGGCGUACGGACGUACAUCUUGCAGGACCAACACGGCCAGAUCAGCGACACGCAUUCCGUAUCCGCUGGACUAGACUACCCCGGCGUCGGCCCUGAACUAUCGAGCUGGAAAGACGCCAGCCGGGCGGAGUUCAUCGCCGCGACGGAUGCGCAGGCGUUGGAAGGAUUCCGGCUACUCAGCCAGUUGGAGGGGAUCAUCCCAGCGUUGGAGACCAGCCACGCGAUCUGGGGUGCGAUGCAACUGGCGAAGAAGCUGGGGAAGGGGAAGGAUGUGGUGAUUUGCCUGAGCGGACGAGGGGAUAAGGAUGUGCAGAGCGUGGCGGAUGAGUUGCCGAAGCUGGGACCGGUGAUUGGUUGGGAUUUGAGGUUUUAGAGGAUCAUGACCUUUAUAUGAUUACACAGAAACAGUUUGAUAGUCUAAAAAGAAAGACAAAAGCAUGCCAUUUAGAAUACCUUAAAGAUAUAGGAUAAUAGGGUACCGUACUACUCGAGAUUUGAUAACUCGAGAUUUGAUAACUCGAGACUUGAGAACUCGAGACUUGAGACAUGGACAAAGAACUGG
This is a messenger RNA of Eremomyces bilateralis CBS 781.70, 2461 nucleotides long. Its product is annotated as tryptophan synthase-like protein. Gene Ontology annotation, cellular component: cytoplasm. The transcript is spliced from 3 exons. NCBI's taxonomy places the organism in Eukaryota, Fungi, Ascomycota, Dothideomycetes, Eremomycetales, Eremomycetaceae. The record is from RefSeq and is a predicted model, not a curated record. Gene Ontology annotation, molecular function: tryptophan synthase activity. Gene Ontology annotation, biological process: L-tryptophan biosynthetic process. The coding region runs from base 95 to 2272 and encodes 725 amino acids.